UUUUUUUUUUCCCAUAAAAAAAUAAGACGACAAAUUACCGCCAACAAAACACCAUAGAAAAUAUAAAAACAGGAAAGUGGGACGUGCACAUCCCCUGCACCACUCCCCCUACUUCCCAAAGCCCUUGUUCUUCGGCGGCUGCCGGAAAAUCAAGAAACCUUUACACCACUACUAUGGCUAAAAUGGUUGCUGACCCUUUUUCUGUACUAACAGAAGCUACUUGUUGUUCUUCUUCUUCUACUUCGACACUUCGAAGCUCAAAGAUAGUUGCUUUGAGAGUUCGAGCUCAUAAUAAUCAAAACAUAGAUGACAAGAACAGGUUCUACAAAGAGCUCGGUACAUUCGCUUUGAAAAGGAAGAUUGAAGAUUUGGUACUCCGUGCUGAAAUGCUGGCACCGACAGCACUAGAAUUUGAAGAAGCAAGACGCUUCAAACAGGAAGAGAUUAUUCGUGAAUAUGAUUUGUGGGAUGAUGUAGCCAAAUCAAAUGAAGACCUUGUGCAAUUAGCUGAGAGCGCUAAAGCCAUUGAUUCCCUCAAAGACCUUAGAUACAAGGCUGAAGAAGCUAAGCUGAUUACCGAGCUGGCGGGAAUGGAUUCUAUCAACUACGAGUUUUUAAAGCAGGCCUAUGCAGCUUGUGUCAAUGUGAAUAAGACAUUAGAUAAGUAUGAAAUGUCCAAACUUCUGAGGGAGCCAUAUGAUAUGGAGGGAGCAUGUGUCACCAUUGAAUCUGGAAACGAAGGUGUUUACUCAGAGAUUUGGGCAGAAAAGCUCACAAGAAUGUAUAUCAAAUGGGCCGAGAAACAAGGUCAUAAGGCGAGGAUAGUUGAGAAACAAGAUUCAGAGAGCGGUGGUAUUAAAUAUGCGAUGAUUGAGUUAGAAUUCAAAUCGGCAUACGGAUAUCUUUCUGGGGAAAGAGGAAUCCAUUGCAUGAGUGGAAGUUCUGAAAAUAAAUCUGAUCUUUCAAAGGACGGAGCUGCCGCUAUUGAUGUUAUUCCUCUUUUUCUUGAAUCAUCUCCUGACCUCCAAAUUGAUGAAAAUGAUCUAGAAAUCACAACGUCGCCUUCACUCACCAUUCAGCACAUUCCGACAGGAUUGCAAGUCCGGUCAACAGGUGAAAGAAGCCGGUUUGCAAAUAAGCUAAAGGCUCUGAAUCGCUUAAAGGCAAAGCUUCUCAUUGUAAUGAGGGAGCAAGGAGUCUCAGACUUGGCUAGCAUCAUCAGUAGUGAUAUCUCUAGUAGUUGGAACCAAGUAGCCAGGAGGUAUGUGUUUCAUCCAAACAAACUGGUAGAAGAUGUAAAGACAGGCGUCCAAUUGGCUGACCUUACUGCUGUUUUGAACGGAAAUAUUGAACCAUUUAUUGGUGCUCACAUCAAUAGUAGACGGCAUGAAAUCCCAUGAGCCAGAUAGCUUUGCACUCAUCUCAUCAUAAGAAUCCAAGUUCUGGAAUUCUUAUAAUGAUCAGCCUGAUUUGUGCCUCUUCAACCCCUUAUCGCACCACAAAUAGAAAAGAAGAGAGAUUUUGCGAUAGAAAAGGAGCAGAUAAAGGUUAAAGGGUGGGUGAGAAAAGCAGUCACUGCUCCAUUUCGAAAAGCAAGAUGAUGCUACUGUGUAUGACAUGUUUUUUGUUAGAAUCAGCUCCUCUUGUUCUCAGGUUUUGUACUCUUAAGUUGGUGGUAACUUUUCUUUAGUUGCUGUGCUCUACAAAUCUGUAAAAUUUUGCUCAGUGUAAUUGUAGGAAAAAAGAGAUUUAUUUCAAUUUUAAUUUUUUUUAAAUCUUCUUUCAUCAGCCA
Molecule: messenger RNA, 1792 nt
Organism: Lycium ferocissimum
Lineage: Eukaryota; Viridiplantae; Streptophyta; Magnoliopsida; Solanales; Solanaceae
Product: peptide chain release factor PrfB3, chloroplastic
Exons: 6
Coding region: 174-1400 (408 amino acids)
Biological process (GO): translational termination
Source: RefSeq, a predicted model, not a curated record